AUGGCGAACAGACGGAACAUAUUACAACACGUCGUUUUUAUUGUUUGGACUCUUUGCUGCGUGACCAACUCUGGAGCCCAGGAAAGCAGUGGCGAUUCAAAAUACUGGGUAUCGGUGCAAGAUUUAUCAUCGACGCAAAGUUUAUCGACGACGCAAGGUUUAUCGACGACGAACGGUUUAUCGACGACGAACGGUUUAUCGACGACAGAAAAUGUUUCAACGUUGAUCGCUAAGUUGACAUCAACGCAAGUAACUGACCAAUCAACUACAUUCAUAAAUUACAACACAACAGUCACAAAGAAAUUAGAGUCAACGUCAUCAGCUAAAACUACCAGUCAGCAAACGACGAAAGAAACGGUCACACCGACAAAAUCCCCAACAAACGAAAAAAAUGUGGACGUGAAUAAGGAAAAAACAGAACUGCUCACAAGACUGAACGGUUAUAAAAUUGCGACGAUUUGUUUGGCUACAAUUCUGGGAAUUUUCUUUUUAAUACUUUUGAUCUACUUCUCGGCUAAGAGUAAAACCGGUCGUGGAGAGAUCACCCGCCCACCAAGUACCCCGCCUGAAGAUGUAGAAAACGUAUCUGAACCUGAGGAACCACAAGGUGUUAGAUUAAGUUCUUACUUUCCAUAUGUCAACAAUGACCGGGCGAAAGUCGAAUUAAAUGAAGAUGAUGACGUCGAGGGCACGAAAGUCAGUACAUUCUUGACAAAGAAAAAAUCCUUUGAUGCAGCCGGCUCUCAAGAGAAAAUACUCCACACAAGUGAGCUUUGA
Messenger RNA from Acanthosepion pharaonis, 777 nucleotides. NCBI's taxonomy places the organism in Eukaryota, Metazoa, Mollusca, Cephalopoda, Sepiida, Sepiidae. The record is from the annotation of a GenBank genome assembly.